Schistosoma bovis is the source of this 942-nucleotide messenger RNA. NCBI's taxonomy places the organism in Eukaryota, Metazoa, Platyhelminthes, Trematoda, Strigeidida, Schistosomatidae. The record is from the annotation of a GenBank genome assembly.
AUGAAUAUUUUAUGUUUCUGUUGUAAAUCUUAUCACUCAAGAUUAGAAAAUAGUUCAAAGCUUCUAUCCAAGAACGGAAAAUUAGACGCAUACUCCAGUGGUAGAUCUGAACUAGACCCUAAAGAUUUUAUAAUCACCGACAAGUGCGGUGGUAUAUAUGGCAGAAUUUCAGGGGAAAUAAACGGUCAGCAAUUUUUAAUCCAGAAUUGUAAGUGUAGCUAUCCAGGUUUAGAAGAUCAUUUUGUUGCAUCUGGCCUCAGUAUAUUUAAUUGCAAUUGGUAUGAUAUCUAUGAUUUCACCCCGGAUGAAAAUACUGAUGCUGUUCAUAUUUCACUGCUAAAAACGACUGAUUCAAUAGAUAACCAUAUUUUAACACCACAAAAGGCAUUAGAACAUGAAGUUGAAAAUAGUAAACUUGAAAAUGGCGAUGAUGAUUCCAUGUCUCUUUUGCAACCGUUAAUGUCAAUUCCAUUAUCUUUUUCAACUGAUAACUCUGUUGUUCCUUUUACAAUUGGCAAUAAAUUAUCAAAUAGUACAUUAUUUCAAUCUACUAAUCAAAUAAUACAAAAACAGUUUAAUAAAUCUGCCCUAAUUACAAUAUUUCCACAUGAAUCAGCUAUUCAGUCAGCUAAAAUAAUAUGUGAUUAUUUACGAAAAACUAAUUCUUGUACUAUUGUUCAAACUAGUUGUUCUCAAUUUUCUGAACAUGAAAUUGAACAAAUUUUCAAAUGUAACUCUAAGGUAUUUAAAUCAGGUAAUGUAAUCACAAUCGAAAUUACGGGAACCUCAAACACACUGGAUACACUUAGUGAAGAAAUCAUGUCUAAAACAAAUCUUACCGUAUCUAGUAAAUUAUAUAUUCAGGUCACUACAGAUUCACUAGAGACAACAAGAAGAAUAAAUUUACUCAAUGGACUUCACAGAAUGCAUAUGAACACAUGA